GUUGGCCCCAAGGAUCCUGAAAAAGCAAAACAAGUCUCACCUCAAAGUUUACGUGCUAUUUAUGGAUUGGAUCUUCUUCAUAAUGUGUGUCAUGCCAGUGAAUCUCCCAAGGAAGCUCAACAAGAUCUAGCUUGGUUACAAAGUCUGGUGGUUGAUGACCUUUCUGUCAAAUUUGAUAAUGUCAGUCUUUCCUCAUCUGCCCACCACAAUCGGUACCUCGAAAAUCGCCGCUCCUUCCACAUCUGCAGCCUCUUCUUCUUCCGUUUCCUCUUCUUCCUCUUCUACUUCUCCUGAUAAUACUAGAAGAAAAUCGACAACGAAAUCAUCAUCCUUAGCUCGUCCAAAAUCAUCCCUUGGUUCACGUCCUUCAACUCCAUCUUCAGCAGCAACAACCACUAUCAAAAAGUUACCUACCAAUGGUGGUAAAACACAAGAAACAACAUCAAUCACAAAAAAAGUCAUGACUCAACCAUCUGCUGUUAAAAAAUCCACUGUUUUACGCCCUCCAAAGGUUCAAACAAACAAGACCAGGAAAGAGAGCAAAACAUCACGCAUUACUGCAAGAUCGGAUCCUAGCAAACAAUCAUCAUCUGAUCCAGUAGCCAGCAUGGGACCCAGCACCAGCAAGCGCCUUGUCAAUGCCGGAAACAUCUCGAAAAAUAGUAACCCUGGUAUAUCAGUACUAACAGGUCGUACACGGAAAUUUAGCACCAGAUUGGACAGUCGCAAAAACGCCAACAGUAUCCUCUCUUCCUCUUCUUCUGCAACAGGAGAUACAACAACAGCAGCGGACACAACAGUAACAGUGGAUGCAACAUCAACUGUGGAUGCAUCAGCACAAAAGGCCUCAGAACUACCGGAUACAUCGCCAAUUGUGGAUACACCAGCAACCGUGGAUGCGCCACCACCACCAGCAAUUACAGAUACAUCAGUAGAAACGAAUGAUCAUUCAACACCAAUGCCUAUCAAUGAUGACGCAGGUGACUCAGGUGACAAUGUGCCUAAUGCUUCGGAAUCUCUCAACACAGUGCCCUCAGUCUCAACAUCCUUUUCGCAACAUACAACAGAAAGUGAUCAUGAUGCAGAAGUAGCAGCAGCAACAUCAGCACAAUCAGUUAAAAAUGGAGACAGCAAUGGAUGCAAUCGUGAUAGCAACGGAAAGUGCAACAACGACAUGAUGAUGAUGGAUAGUAUUAGAGUGGAAUCACCUUUCUUACAACUGGAUCGUCGUCGAUCAUCAUCAUUCUCGCCUGUCAGUGUAGCAUCAUCUUUAACAAGACCAGAAACACCUGAAGUAGAUAAUUUACGACAACGUUUUGAAGUGUUAGCCCAAUCAGCAGCAGCUACAUCAACAAUGACAACAGGCUCAGUAACAAGAUCACCAGUAUCAGUCAAACGUGGUUCAUCUAUCACUCCAGAAAUGGCAUCUCGUAUCAAAGACUUGAAACCUAGGGAUCCAGUUGGUUCUCGUGUAAAAAGUAUGGUGGAAUUCUUUAUGGAUGAAAACCUUCACAAGUGGGAAUUCUAGGUCUCCUUCUCAUUUCUCUCUUUCCUUUGCCCCCCUCCCUUCUUUUUAUAUAUAUAUAUAUAUAUUCCAUUUAUCCCCUAUUAUUUACAAGUUUCUUUUAUUAUUGUUAUUAUUAUUAUUAUCAUUUUUAUUAUCAUUACCAUUAUCAUUAUUAUCAUUACUAUUAUUAUUAUUAUUAUUCUUAUCAUUACUCUUAGUAGUUGCCCUUUCCAUUUCCUUUUCUUUUUUUUUUUCUCUUUAUACAAUAGAUCAAUUUACUACAAUUCAGUAUAUUUAUUUUUAUCUUUAUAUUCUAUCCUUUCUUCCUCUCUAACCCAUUCCUUCCCCCUUUUCAAAACAACAACAUUAUACCAUUUUGUAUUGUAUCUAUUCCUUCCUUUAUAUCCUAGUUUUUAUAUUUCAAUCACACUCAAUAUGGCUAUAUUCAAUAAAGUUGUUUGAUUUUUUUUUUUUAUAAAAC
Molecule: messenger RNA, 1988 nt
Organism: Halteromyces radiatus
Lineage: Eukaryota; Fungi; Mucoromycota; Mucoromycetes; Mucorales; Cunninghamellaceae
Exons: 4
Coding region: 155-1528 (457 amino acids)
Source: RefSeq, a predicted model, not a curated record